This is a messenger RNA of Homarus americanus (American lobster), 1147 nucleotides long. RefSeq names its product homologous-pairing protein 2 homolog. Gene Ontology annotation, molecular function: recombinase activator activity; double-stranded DNA binding. NCBI's taxonomy places the organism in Eukaryota, Metazoa, Arthropoda, Malacostraca, Decapoda, Nephropidae. The coding region runs from base 76 to 711 and encodes 211 amino acids. The transcript has 3 exons. The record is from RefSeq and is a predicted model, not a curated record. Gene Ontology annotation, cellular component: condensed nuclear chromosome; DNA recombinase auxiliary factor complex. Gene Ontology annotation, biological process: homologous chromosome pairing at meiosis; meiotic joint molecule formation; meiotic strand invasion involved in reciprocal meiotic recombination.
AACUCUUAGCAGAAAACGUUUAUUUACAUCAUUUGACAUUUGGCGCCGAGGCUGACGUGUGGCAUAUCCUUUAAAAUGAGUAAAAAAGAGGCAGAGGCAACAGAAAAGAUUAAAAGCUACUUAGAACAGCAAAAUCGUCCAUACAGCGUCAAUGACAUCUUCAUGAACCUGCAUAAGGAGGUGGGGAAGACAGCUGUUCAGAAGUGCCUGGAUAAACUUGUUGCAAAUGGAUCAGUUAAAGAAAAAACCUAUGGCAAGCAAAAGGUGUAUGUCAUCGAUCAAGAACAGUUUCCGGCAUUGGAUGAACAGAAGCUCAAGAAAAUGGACAUGCAGUUAGUGGAACUGAACCAGACUAUCAAGGAGAGUGAGAAGGAGUGUGUGGAGGUGGAAGCCAAACUACGGAACCUCAACUCCAGCCUCACAACAGAGGAGGCCAGCAAGAGAGUGACGCAGCUGGAUGAAGAAGUUUCAAAACUGCAACAGAGGCUUUCUGAUCUUCAGGAGAAUCAAGUGAUGGUCUCUAAAGAAGAAAAAGACAAGAUCAGCAAAGCCAAUGAAGAGAUGGUCAAACAGUGGAGAAAGAGGAGACGAAUGGCACGAGACAUGUUGGAUGCCAUCUUGGAAGGAUAUCCCCACCCCAAGAAGCAUCUGUUUGAAGAGAUUGGUAUUGAAACUGAUGAAGAUGUUGGUGUAAACUUACCAAAGACUUAGAUGCAAAAUGCAGGCUUCUAGUUACAAAGUAUAUACCGGUAAUGUUAAUUUCGUGAUGGCUUGCCUUUCUUCUUUCAGUAACAUCACAAAAAUUUCACUCUCUAGCAUUUAUGUUUCCAGUACAGUACUUAUUUUUGAAGUGCCUAUACUGAUCAGUAUAUCUGUCUUUGAAACUACAAAUUUCAGUAUGCUUCAAAACAAAAUAAAUGUAUAUUUCCUUUACCAAAGCAUCUAUAGAAUAUCCUAUUGAAAUUGCAACUUUAUUUUUCUGUAAGUACUGUACAGUAUAGUAUACCAUAUAACGUAAGUCUCAUAAAAUACAUACAAAUUUCUCUUUAAUUUUUGUGAUAUUGUACUUAAUAUCAUAAUGGAAUAUUCAGUAUUGUAAAGGAAUCUGUUAUCAUUGCAAAUAUAGUUUAUUAAACAGCAAAUUUAA